AUGAAUUGGACGCAUUUUAAUCACCCCCAAGUUGCUCAAUCGGAACUGCACAAAAUACAAAAGGAACAACUUAACCAAGAUGUUUUAGGUGUGGUGCAGGAGUGUAAUACGCGGUGGAAUAGCACAUUUUAUAUGUUGAAACGAAUGAUUAAAAUACAGAAUUCACUUUGCUUGUACGCAAGUAAACACAAUAUCCCACAAAUAAUGAAGAAUGGCUGCAGCUCAAGAAACUAG
Molecule: messenger RNA, 234 nt
Organism: Parnassius mnemosyne (clouded apollo)
Lineage: Eukaryota; Metazoa; Arthropoda; Insecta; Lepidoptera; Papilionidae
Source: the annotation of a GenBank genome assembly